AUGCUAGCGCCGACCGAUCGCCUUGGCUGCCACUUCUUCCUCGUCGACUGCGUCCAUAGCGGCAGCCCCAUCUUUCGACCGAGCUACGUCCGGUGCCAGAAAACCCAAGGCCAAAAGAUACUGCGCUGCUUUCCACACUGCUGUCCGGGCCACGUGCACUACCGCAACUGCGGCGCGUCGCUCUACCUUCGGACCACGCACCACAUGCCAUCUCCCCUGCAUGUGUUUGGGCUCUUCUCGCUUUGCGACGAGGACCCGUACCCGGCCGGGACCGUCGUCGACGCCAGCCUCGUCCAGCGUGAGCUCCGUGUGCCGUCCAACCCGCGCGGCUCGCUCGUGAGCGCAGUCCGCGACGAGAUCAUCCCCAACGCGUUCCGCUUCGACGAAAAGGAGCUUAACGGGUGGCAGUACAGCUGGAAGAGCGGGCGCAGCAAGGCCCAGCGCGACCUCGCCCAUGUCUUCCGCGUACGUCAAUGCUCUUGA
Molecule: messenger RNA, 483 nt
Organism: Saprolegnia parasitica CBS 223.65
Lineage: Eukaryota; Oomycota; Saprolegniomycetes; Saprolegniales; Saprolegniaceae
Exons: 4
Coding region: 1-483 (160 amino acids)
Source: RefSeq, a predicted model, not a curated record